CUGUGUCAUUAAAUAAUGUAUAUGUGUGCAUAACAUAUCCAACCAUGUUUCAUUGCCUGGCGCAAGCGGCGAGAGUCCAUGUUACCAAUAUUACUUCUGCAGAUAGAGGUUUGGCCUAUCAUGCUUAUAAAAACAUUUCUAAGACAAUUGAUGUUGGUCGAUUCUAUGCUGAACAUGGAGUAAUGUCAGAGUUAGCUAAUCAAAUGAUCAAAGCAUUGGAAGCAUAUCGAGAUCGAUAUAUUGAAAUAGCUGUCCCUUCAUCAACCACCACUGUGCCCUCAAAUAUACCUCACAUCAAAGUAUCGGCCAGUACGAUGUUUGCAGCUGAUCAUUCUUCGACGUUUGCAAUUCCCAAUAAUUCUUUCGGUCCAUACUCUUCGCCUACGUCAACGCAUUUGAGCAGUCCCAUAACAGACCCCGGUUCUCGAUCUCCUAACAUUCAUCAUACGCCCACGUUCACUUAUGUUCAACAACCCCCACAUACACAACCAGCUACUCUAGCCUUUCUUCCGAGCACGGUUACCUCUUCAGCCUUCGGAACGGAUGGAUUUUUCAGCCCGACCGUUUCUUCGACAAAUAUAAUGACUGCGGUACCUGCAGCGUCUGAUUUAGGCCAAGGAGAUAGUUUAUACUGGGAUAUGGCUGCAAGUGUCUAUUCACCGCCGCAACAUAUACAAUUACGUCAUGUUUCACCUUCGUUAUCAAAUGCCUCCUUAUCUUCUCCGGCGUCAUCCGCUUCUUUUAAACACCAUCAAUCUAAUGAUGUUCAUGUUUCGCUUGACCAUACCGAUGAUCUUGAUCACGAAGAUAUUUAA
Ambispora gerdemannii is the source of this 815-nucleotide messenger RNA. Lineage: Eukaryota; Fungi; Glomeromycota; Glomeromycetes; Archaeosporales; Ambisporaceae. The record is from the annotation of a GenBank genome assembly.